GCUCUAUUUUGCCUUUCGUAUUACAAGUUUCAUGCAUUUCUGUAUAGGGUUUUAACUUUUAUUGGCAGAAAAAUGUGUUUCCACUUGAUAUUGCUAUCUACUGUGCAAAAGUUGUAUGUGUGUGGGUGGAGUAUGUUUUAUUUCUGGACAUUGUUUCUUGUUGGGUUUGGUUUAGUGGGAGUAAUAAUUUUGGCACAGUUUUCUAAGAGCUGGUGAUAUGUGCUUAAUCUGCUUGCUUAUAUGAAAAUGAAAGAAUUUGAUUUGAGCUCUGGGUUGCAUUUUGUUGUGCAUAUCAUGUAUUGGAUGAUAAAUUAAUGUGGUUGUGUUUAAUUUUUUCUUUCCUUGAGGAGACACAAUGUUUUAUGACUUAUGGGAGUGAAAGCUAACAAGCUCCAAAUGUUGCUUAUUUCCGUUGAUUCAUGAUCCUGUGUUUGCAAAUAUGGAUUUUGACAUAGUAGCCUGAAUGGAAUAAUUGCUUCUUCGUAUCCAUUCAGAAACAUGCUACUUGUAACUUAUGUUUAGAUCCUUACUUUAUUAUAGAAAGAAUUCGGGCCAUUUGGUUUUUUGGGAUCCAGUCGUUUCGUCUAGAAGAUAAAAAAGGAAAUUCACUUCACUUAAGUUCCCCUUUGUGCUUGUCUACGUAAAUGAGUUCUUCGAGGUGAGUGUUGCAGAUUUAGAGGAUUGACAGUGUUUCUGUUUAACCUUGUGUCUAUGUAAAUGAGUUCUUUGAGAUGAGUUGUGUUUCUGUUUAACUUUAAUCCUACUAUGCCGGAUUUUCUCCCUCGAAAACCUUGUGUUGGACUUGUGAUUUUCUAGACAUAUCCUCUUCAAUUUCUUUGAGUUAAUGUUGUUUCAUUGAUACUUGAUUCAAUUAUCAGAAUUAGAGUUCUGCUCCUAUUAUUAUUGAUGCAAAUUAGGUCUUGGCUAAUUCUGUGAAUUUGAGCGUACAUGCAACGUUUAAUCGUGGAAGACGAGGCAACGGCAUGACCUAUUGAUAAGAAUAAAUGCAAUGGAUAAAUUGACACGUCGACUUCUUAGUUCUUCUUGUUCUUGGGGAAUGAGUUACCAUGCAGCGGUCUGAACCUAUAGCUUACCUCUUUACAAGACCUGCUAAGAAGGAAAAAAAAGCUAUCACUAGACAACCCAUUACUCCAGCUGAGAUUACUACUCCCACUCCACCCGCUCCUCAAAAUUUUGAACCCAUCUUUUCUCCUAUUCCAGAACCUGUGAAGGUGCCAGAGCCCCUUUCUGUAAAGCAGCAACGCAGUGUUUUUGGAUGGAUGCUGAAAGAGAAAGAGGAUGGUCAAACCUCAAAACCGAGAGGAGAAGAAGAUUAUCAAUGAAGAAAAUGCUCUACUGAAACAGUUCAUACGAGCAGAUUACACCCUGAAGAUCUGAUGUAACGUAAAUGUUUCUUGAUUCAAAAUUUUCUUAGGCUGCUUACCAUCAUUUAUGACGUGACAUAUUUUUUUUGUUACCUUCAAUCUAAUUGAUACUGUUACUUUUUGA
This is a messenger RNA of Solanum tuberosum (potato), 1509 nucleotides long. RefSeq lists its product as uncharacterized. The record is from RefSeq and is a predicted model, not a curated record. The coding region runs from base 1068 to 1343 and encodes 91 amino acids. The transcript has 2 exons. NCBI's taxonomy places the organism in Eukaryota, Viridiplantae, Streptophyta, Magnoliopsida, Solanales, Solanaceae.